AUGUACCUUGUGCUAAUGCUCUGUAUUUUAGCUCUUAAUUCUUUGCAAGGGGAAGCCAAGUUCAAGAGCCUUCACUGCAAUGUCAACGAAGUGGACUAUCUUGAGGUUACAUUGUGCAAACUUAAAGCUAUUAAUCGGUAUAAAAACUCUGCUAGUAUUCACUUCAAACUUAAGCAAGAGAUCAACAAGGCAACCGUUCGUUUGGAAUUUUUUAAAAGGGCCAACGGCUGGAAGCCUUUUUUAUAUAACAUCUCUACGAAUUUAUGCGACUUUCUCAACAAUAAGAACAAUUUAAUUAUUGGUAUUUUUUAUGCCUACUCAAGGCCACAUCUCGCACAAAAUUAUACGUGUCCUUUUAAGAAAAAUGAAGUAAUAGAAAUGAACAAUUUUGAAUUGGACAUGAAUCAAUUUCGAAAUCGUUUUCCCAUCGAAACGGGAGAGUACGCAGCACACAUAAGUUUUAUACAUCGGCAGAAGGUAAUUGUCACCUUUAUAUUUACAGUGGAAUAUGCCAAUUAUAGGGAAAUAUAA
Drosophila biarmipes is the source of this 531-nucleotide messenger RNA. RefSeq lists its product as uncharacterized. Bases 1 to 531 code for a protein of 176 amino acids. The transcript is spliced from 3 exons. Lineage: Eukaryota; Metazoa; Arthropoda; Insecta; Diptera; Drosophilidae. The record is from RefSeq and is a predicted model, not a curated record.